AUGUGUUCGUCAAUUGACGCAUCAGAUCACAUUUCUGAGGGUGGCACAGGCCGACAUGCGCUGCGAGGAGCAGCGAGCGCUCGCCUAGAUGGCGAUGCCGGUGUUCUGGGAGAUCCAGGCGGCGAAGGACCCGCUCUGGCAGCCGGCCGACGACACGAAGCUGGCGAUGCCGAUCUGCUUGCCGCUCUGCAGGUCGAUCAGCGGGCCGCCGCUGUCAUUAGUCCCGUAGGUGUAGUGUAUGAUUUUGCUCGGGAGGUGGCGGUGAUCUUUCCCUCCGCUGUGUCGGCUAACGAGGUUUCCCUCAACCAGAUAUCUCCCAUCAGCGGGACACCGCCCCAACAGGGACACGCUCUAAGCUUCCGACCGUUAUCCCGGCAUGUUGUAAGUGUGUAUGUACAAUGCGCGGUAGUGGCCUGUUUGUCGCGUCAAUGUCAUGCGCAUUACGCCGCGCUCGCCAACGCCCUGGGUGCAGAUGUUGGAGGAGCGGAUGAGGAGGGCGCCGAAGGUCUGAGCGCACACGGAGUUGGAAAUGAUGAGCCUUCGAACAAGUUGGAUCCAGAGGCGAGAGAAAUGGUUGACGACAGCGACGUCGUUAGAGAUGAGGAUGGAGCUGUAGUGGUCUCGAUGAUGACGCGGCCCUCUUCGUUGGCUGCGUUCAGUGAAGGUGCUGAUUCUGUUCAGAAAUGGGCGGCGAUGAGGGAGCCUCCGCAGAAGGAGCGGCCGUUCAGGUACAGAGCGACCUGGUACGGGAACUGGCCGCGGGUGGCCUGGAUGCCGCUGAUGACACGGGGGGCGGGGUACUUGGGGGCACCCUCUCACGCCAUGGACGGAGGGGUGGUCGAUGUGCGAAGCCGCCUUUUGGUGGUGGCUUCUGUGGUGCUUGGCCUGCGAAACAUAGAUUCCGGCACCCAGGAGAAGAUGGUUAGAUCAAGGAGGCGCAACGGACCAACCGGUCUAAUGCUUGAGGGAGAAGAAGAAGAAGAAGAAGAAAAAUACUGUCCGCAAGAUAUUGUUGUUAUUAUUAUUAUUAUUAUUAUUAUUAUUAUUAUAAAUAAACCCGGAUAA
This is a messenger RNA of Gryllus bimaculatus (two-spotted cricket), 1065 nucleotides long. The record is from the annotation of a GenBank genome assembly. NCBI's taxonomy places the organism in Eukaryota, Metazoa, Arthropoda, Insecta, Orthoptera, Gryllidae.